Messenger RNA from Cyprinus carpio (common carp), 1059 nucleotides. Its product is annotated as CD48 antigen-like. The transcript has 4 exons. Bases 1 to 1059 code for a protein of 352 amino acids. The record is from RefSeq and is a predicted model, not a curated record. Lineage: Eukaryota; Metazoa; Chordata; Actinopteri; Cypriniformes; Cyprinidae.
AUGGUUCCAAAGACUGAUGGCACGCUCCACAUCUGCAAAGACUUCCAAAAGUUGAAUGUCAUCUCUACCUUUGAGGGCUAUCCUAUGCCCCGAGUGAACAAGUUCCUGGAUCGGCUGGGAAGGGCCCGGUACAUCUCGACACUGGACCUCACCAAGGGCUACUGGCAAGUGUCCCUGACCCCAAGCCCCCGGGAAAAGACAGCAUUCAGCUGGACUGAGCUCCUGCCUGUUUGCCACACUUCACGGAGGAUCACAGACACUAUUUCCACUGGGACCAUGAGCACCUUCACUGUGCACCGUGUGUUUGGUGAAGAAGUAAAGUUAGUGUCAGUGAUGGAGGGAGAUUCAGUCACUCUGAACUCUGGUCUUACUGAAAUAAUGGAUGAUGAUCAGAUUCAGUGGAGGUUUCAAAGUGAAAACACUUUAAUAGCUGAAAUCAAUAAACGAGCCGACAGCAUGACUGUAUAUGAUGAUGUUCUUGAUGGGAGAUUCAGAAACAGACUGAAGCUGAACAAUCAAACUGGAUCUCUGACCAUCACAAACACCACAACUCAACAUGCUGGAGUUUAUGAACUACUGAUAAACCGUAUGAGCACAAAUUUCAUUCUCAUUGUACACACUCAUCUGCCUCUUCCUGUCAUCAGCAGAGAAUGUUUUUCAUCAUCAUCAUCAUCAUCAUAUUGUUCAUUGGUGUGUUCAGUGUUGAAUGUGAGUCAUGUGACUCUCUCCUGGUACAAAGGAAACAGUUUAUUGUCCAGCAUCAGUGUGUCUGAUCUCAGCAGCAGUGUCUCUUUACAUCUGGAGGUGGAAUAUCAGGAUAACAACAGCUACAGCUGUGUGAUCAACAAUCCCAUCAGCAACCAGACAACACAUCUGGACAUCACUCAACUCUGUCACACAUGUUCAGACUCUGUCCACUGUUGUGGUUCUACUGAAGCUGUGAUCCGAUUGGUCCUCUCUGCUCUGGUGGGCGUGGCUACUGUCAUUCUUCUGGUUUAUGACAUCAGAUCCAGAAGAGCUGAACAAGAUCAAGCACAAAUUAACACAGCAGGUGCAUGA